Prorocentrum cordatum is the source of this 1263-nucleotide messenger RNA. The record is from the annotation of a GenBank genome assembly. Lineage: Eukaryota; Dinophyceae; Prorocentrales; Prorocentraceae.
AUGUUCUCCGUGGCCCAGCCCGAGGCUCGCGAAGGCCCGGGGCGCAGGGCGCCCGACGCCGUGCUGCGGGAGGCCCUGCAGGGCAUCCUCAGGCUGGCGCCCAAGAAGCUCAAGGAGCUGCGCGACGAGAGCACAGCGGAUCUGGCCCGCCUGGACGGCGCCGCUCUGGAGGGCACGGUGGGCGGCGCGGACGCGUUCUUCAAGUCGCUGAGUCUCGGGUGUGAGGCAGCAGGGAGCCCGAAGGUGGUCGCCACCGCACUCGAAGCCACGCAAGAGCUUUUGGCGUCUGGCGCCCUCGCCGGCAUGGGCAGUGACCCCUUCAAGGAGGGAGGCGGCCGACGCCUCAUCGACUCUGUGAUCGAGAGCGUCUGCAACUGUGCCGACCAGGGCGACGAGUCCGUGCAGAUGCACAUGAUCCGUUCCCUCGAGAGCGCUGUCACCUCCCAGCACUGUGAGGUCCACAACGAGUCGCUCAUGCUUGCCGUCAGCACUUGCUUCAAGCUGAAUCGAGAUUCAAAGAUUUCCUCCAGCCAGCGGAGUGCGCACAAUUCGUUGACGCAGAUGCUCAACGUGGUCGUCCAGCGUAUGGAGCUCAGCUCGGGCGACAUGUCGAGGACGACCCCCGCGCCCUUUGACGAGACCGUGGUCAGCUCGCAGAGGAGUGCGCAGGAGGCCAAGAUGGCGGCCUCGGAGCUGGCCCUCCUCCCCCCGCGGCAGGUCCUCCACGACCUGAUGUCCACCUAUGUGACGAUGCUGGUCGACAAGGUGGUCCUCGACACCGCAGAGAAGACGGGGAGCCAGAGUGCCAUAGCCGAGGACUGCCCGGAGCUUGGCCCGCCGGGCAAGUUCGGCUGGUGCGUGGUGUGCCGGAGAAGUGCCGGCCACUAUUGCGUGAACACCCAGGACCCCGUUUGCGGCAAGGCCUGCAAGCAUUACAAUCUCGAGCGCCUCCGGCUGGUGCAGCAGCACUUCGGCUCGCACCGCGAGGACCUGGAGAUCGCAGAGCGGCUGGCCGAGGCGGAGGCCGCCUCGGAGGAGGGCGCCUGCCUUCAGGCGCUGGCCCGCGAGGGCGCCGCCUCCGACACGGACGCCUCCUUCGCGUCCGCGAGCUGCCUGCGGCAGGGCGCCGCCACGGCCGCCGCCGAGCCGGCCUCGGCCAAGGCGCUCGCGUCGCUGAACCCGCACCACAAGGAUGCCGUCCAGGUGUUCGAGUAUGCGGCUGCCUGCGCUGAGCAUGAAGGAUCUACCUCCGGGGCAGACUGA